Messenger RNA from Bemisia tabaci, 2121 nucleotides. The record is from RefSeq and is a predicted model, not a curated record. NCBI's taxonomy places the organism in Eukaryota, Metazoa, Arthropoda, Insecta, Hemiptera, Aleyrodidae.
GUUACAAACCGGUGGAUUAAGACAUGGACUAACUGCUUAAAUUUCCAGCAAAUACGAUCAAAAGAAUUCGGAUGUUGCAGUCUUGGUUACGCCAUUUGGAUUUUGAUGCACUAAUGUGGCUUAGACUAACAUAAUCCCCGUCAAAAACAAACAUGGAUGGAGGACACGCUUUGCGACACAUUUUUCCGAUGGAAACGUACAAAGUCUUCAUUGGUCUGAUAAUUCUGAAAGGCUACACCAAUGUCUCGAUUUGCCCGCAAGAGUGCGCUUGCGGGUUGGACGAGCGAGGUCGCAUCAUGGUCAAUUGCUCUCGCGGCGGCAUGAUGGAUCCUAUCCCCAUCCGUGACAUGUCGCUAGAAACUGAGGUGAUCCACAUAUCAGCCCCCGCGUGGAACCCGAACUCGCUGACGAUCGGUCCUAUCUUCCAGCAGUUCAAGCGGCUGGAGGAGCUGCACAUCACGGACUCGAACAUCCCGGCCAUCGGGAUGCACUCCUUCUGGGGGGUGCAGACCCUCCAGGUGCUCGACCUCCGGCGGAACAACCUCACGGCCAUGCUCGACCACAACUUCCGCGGCCUGGCCAACCUCGUCGAGCUCCGGCUGGACGACAACCGCAUCGACUCCAUGCACAGCGGCACCUUCAGCUACCUCCUCGAGCUCAAGGUCCUCUCCUUGGCUCGUAACAGGCUCUCCAAGCUCGCUCCGAGGCUCUUCCUCAUGCUCGCCAAGCUCCAGCAGCUCGACCUCAGCCACAACCAGAUUCAGGAGCUUCACCCUGAGAUUUUCAAGGAUGUACAGCGGCUGAAAGUGUUCCGGUGCCGCGGGUGCGAGAUCGGGCGGAUCAACCGGCAGCUCUACUCGAUCCUCUCCGAGCUGACGGUGCUGGACCUGGGCCUGAACCACUUCAAGUACAUCCUGGCCGACGAGUUCGCGGACCUGCCCAAACUGAGCGAGCUCUACCUGGACGGCAACCAGCUCUCGGUCAUCCUCGACGACACCUUCUCCGAGCAGCUCCACCUGCACACGCUCAGCCUGGCCCGCAACCGCCUCGCCAAGAUCACCGCCAACGCCUUCCGCCACGCGAGCCGCAUCCGCGAGCUGGACAUCGGGCAUAAUAAGUUGGAUAUCGUUGAGACCGCCACCCUUGCCCCCAUAGCCGAGUCCCUCAGGAGUCUCACCCUUGAUGGAAAUAACUUCCGUCUUGGUGUCUUGAAGAACAUCUUCCAGGUUGCUGGAAAGCUCCGACAUCUUUCAUUGGCUGACAUGGGUCACCACGAGUUCCCAGUUGGAAUUUUUUCGGGAUUGGACCAUCUGCGAUCUCUUAACCUGUCCAAUAAUAACUUGGUCAAUCUUCCCUCACUAUCUCUGGCGUCGACGCCGAAGCUGGUAGAGUUGGACCUGUCCCGGAAUCGGUUCCAAGGUCUCGACGAACGCUUGAUGAUCAGAUUGGAUUCCCUGGACCUGAUUCACCUCAGUGGGAACCCAUGGUCCUGUGACUUGUGUCACAUAACGCCCAUGCUACAUCGUCUCAAUACGAGCAAGGUGAGCUCGAUCCCGAUCUGCACGUGGCCGGAGGACCUGGCGGGUCGGGCGGUCUCGUCUCUGACGCCGAACAUGCUGUCCUGGUGCAGCAACAGCAUCCUCUCGGGCGGGCGCGGCGACGGCCUGGCCGGUCUCUCCCUCGUGCGCGAGACCCAGCUCGGGAUGUUCGUCGUCUUCGCGGCGGCGGCCGCCCUCAUCCUCGCCGGCGCCGUCGUCGUCUUCGGCAUCGUCUACUCCAAGCAGCACACCGCCUACUACUACACCAACGAGGAGAAGCGCCGCGCCAUGCUCGAGCAGACCAAGCCCAAGAAGGUCUCCAUCGCAACCAUCGACGAGAUCACCAACGACCCCGAGCUCGGCAUCCUCGCCAACGGCACAUGACGGUUCGCCAUCGCGGACACGCCGCUCUAGGACGGGUCCGCCUGCGUCCCCCAGGACAGGAUGCAGAUUGAGGCUUUUCACCGCUAUCUCGGUAGCGGUGGGAGCUAUGCCUUCGGAGCUUCGUUUUCCAACGCUAAGUCUGAGAUGUUCUUCUGAAGAGAUCUAAUUUAGUGGAGCACCCGUUGUUGGACUCCAUUAG